This is a messenger RNA of Polypterus senegalus (gray bichir), 1686 nucleotides long. Its product is annotated as small integral membrane protein 3-like. Lineage: Eukaryota; Metazoa; Chordata; Cladistia; Polypteriformes; Polypteridae. Bases 312 to 488 code for a protein of 58 amino acids. The record is from RefSeq and is a predicted model, not a curated record. The transcript is spliced from 2 exons.
GCUUAUGUAGAAAUGUACGCGAGGUUGCUAUACAGUGUGUUUUCGCUUUGUGUUAAUAAUGAGCUAAUGCUUCACCUCGAAUGCCUAAUAAUUUAAUGUUCUAUCUAUCUAUCUAUCUAUCUAUCUAUCUAUCUAUCUAUCUAUCUAAACCAGCUUAAUCCAGCGCAGGGUCGCGGGGGGCUUUUGUCUGUCCCAGCAAGCAUGGAACAUAAGUCAGGAGCAGUUCCUGGACAAGACGCCAGUCCAUCACAGGGAGAACACAUUCACAGACAUGGUCAUUUGUACAAGUGUAUUGACGCACACCUUAACGAAUGGAAGCACCAGUAGAAACAGUUUCACCAAUUCCAGCACAUGUCCUCGAUAUCUGGGCAAUAGUACUGGUCAUUUUGGCCACCAUUGUUGUUAUGACUUCAGUGUUGUUUUGUCCAGCUGUGACUGUUAUAAUAUACAGAAUAAGGACAAAUCCAGCAAGAAGUGAGACAGUAUAAAAGAGGAGUUUUCUUGAUUCCCAAUAUUUAUGACUGCCACAGUGUGCACCACUUAAAACAUCAGGAAUAUCCUUUUCGACCAUAUUAUUUUAAUAUGCUCACACAAACUGGAUUAUUAAAACCUUAUAGUGUUAAUUACAUUUUGUGAUUAGACACAAAGGGAAGGUUAUUUUUUUAACCAAUGUGAACCGAUGAAUGUAAUCUUGCACAAAGGACAAGUCUACAUGUCUUUAAGACGUAACAUCUACGAAAAUGCCUUGAAUCAUUUUUCUGGAACAUGGAAUACUAUACAGUGUCAAAAACUUUGUUAUUUAAAAAAAAAAACGUUCUUUGACCUUUGUGGAGUUUAUCUACAGGCUGAUCUUAAUCCAAGAGGCCAGACGAAGUACACAAGAUGAAAAAUCAAUGAAUAUUUAAAAUGAUAUUUACCCAAGAAAAACCUGGGAUAAUAAGUCAAUUGCUAAAAUCCUUCUCAGCCAUAAUUUUUAGCAUCAUAUAAAAUAUUUAGCUAAGCAAUGUGUCCGCUAAAUCCUGAGCUGAAGAACACAAUUGGAAAAACAAUGAAACUGUUUCUUAUCACAGAGAUUAGUGGAAAUGUGAAAUCAAGAGCUGACUUCCCAGUCAUUUAGGUAAAACAAAUAUCCUGUUACUGUUUCAGACAUUGGCUGGUCUGGCAAUAUAUAUUGAGUAUAUAUUGAAUAGUGUCCUCUUAUUAUUUAUGUUUUGAAUAAAGAAAAAGUGUUCGGCAAUUUAAUUUGACUAAACAUAGAUUAUUUAGAUUUUUCAAACAUUGAAAGAACAUAAAGCAAUAAUAACUAAAAAGGGAUUGUUUUUUGUUGCGCAUAUAGUGAAAGAUCUAAGACCUGGCAAAGGUAAUAGAAGGGAAAUAAGUGUAUGCCUUAACUUGUGCCAAGAAAAAUAAGUUUCUUUAAAAUUACUUGUAUUUGCAUUUUGUAUUUUAUGUUUUACAUGUUACAAUUUCAGUGUUUAUUUAUUUAUUAAUUAUAUAACAGUUUGUGAUCUCUGUUAAAGAAAAAAAUAUCCUUGGUGCUUAUUUUUGUAAACUGCGUCAAGCAGAAUUUAUGUUUCAUAAAUGUUUUCUUCCAGUCGGUUUUCUUUUGUACAAUUUAAUGUCAUAAAUAACAUCUUGAACUAUAUUGGCAAUAAUGUCAAUAAAUAUAAAUAAUAUAAAUAAUAA